AUUACAAUGCCUCUGUUGCCUGUGGACGCACAAUAAAGUACUUAAACAAAAACACCGAACGAAUCACCUACUGGCUCUCGUGUUUCUAGAGGAAGUCCAAGAUUUCCGCUUCCCGCAAGCUCAUGUUGAAGAGCUUGCUGGUGGCCAAGGCGAAGGAGGAGCUUGAACAGGAGAUCCUGGACAAGGAGGAGGAGAAGCAGCAGUACCUGGCGGAGAAGGCGCCCCCUCUGUUCACCAGCGGCAUGUCCUUCACGGAGCUGCAGGAACUGUGCCGUGAGCUGCAUGCCAAGAUCGACAUUGUGGAUGAGGAGCGGUAUGACAUAGAAGCCAAAGUCAUGCUCAACACUCGAGAGAUCAAGGACCUAAACAUCAAGGUGCUGGACCUCAGGGGGAAGUUUAAGCGACCCACGCUGAGGCGGGUGCGCGUGUCUGCCGACGCCAUCCUCCGCUCCCUCCUGGGCUCCAAGCACAAGGUCUCCAUGGACCUUAGAGCCAACCUCAAGUCCGUCAGGAAGGAGGACACCGAGAAGAAGCGACCGGUGGAGGACAGCGACUGGAGGAAGAAUGUGGAGGCCAUGUCUGGUAUGGAAGGCAGGAAGAAGAUGUUUGACGCUGCCGCACAGUGAAGAGGAAAUGAUGUCAGAGUCAUCGUCCCCCACCCACCCACUGUACCUGGGAAACGCUCUCCCUCCUUCCUGGAGACGGCACAGGAGAAAAACAGUUCAGAUGUGCAAGAUCUGGUCUCUGUGUAGCUGGCUGCCACAACAACAGAUGCUUGAUUUAAUCAGCGGCUGAAAGCAGAAGAAAAAAUGGUCAUUUUGCUUAAUUAGCCAUUUAAAAAGAGCCCAGUAGAUCUUUACUGUAUAGCAUACAAAUUUCCAUUAAGACUUUAUGGAAGAAGGAGAGGGCAUUUGUUUCAUUCUGCAUGUAAAAAGAAUGUGCUUUUAUUUUGCAAAGGGUGGGGUUCCCCUUCUCCCAUCUCU
Molecule: messenger RNA, 983 nt
Organism: Brienomyrus brachyistius
Lineage: Eukaryota; Metazoa; Chordata; Actinopteri; Osteoglossiformes; Mormyridae
Product: troponin I, slow skeletal muscle-like
Exons: 6
Coding region: 123-626 (167 amino acids)
Biological process (GO): muscle contraction
Cellular component (GO): troponin complex
Source: RefSeq, a predicted model, not a curated record